AUGGCGGACAAAACAGAUAUUGACGAGUUUCUAAGCAGUAUCAAUAGCCAUAGAAAUAGAGGAGUGGACUAUUUUACGCUAUUACCACCCGAAGACUGCUACAUUUCCGAUGUUGGGUCCUCAUCAGAUGAUGAAGAGGUGGACACAAAUGUUUUGGAUUCGAAUAAUCCUGAAAUUCAUCCACCACAUGUACCAAUAGAUCAAUCUAAUGAUUUUGAUAGUACUGUGCGAAGUAACCGAUUGCAAGGUGGUACCUUAGAACAAGAUAAAUCUUUACUCAAGAAGGGUAGGGGGACUUUUGAUUAUAAAGUCGAUAAUAAUGCAGGCAUUGCAGUCGUAAAAUGGGCUGACACAAACUGCGUUACCCUAGCCAGCUCGUACGUAUCACACACUCCUACUUUUCAAGUAAAGCGAUACAGCAAAGAGGGAAAAAAGAAAGUUGAUGUGGUAUGUCCACAAAUUAUGAAGCAAUACAAUACCCACAUGGGUGGUGUAGACUUAGCUGACAUGCUAAUAGCUCUUUAUAAGACACCCUAUAAGUUACGGCGUUGGUAUUUGGGGAUAUUCGGACAACUUAUUGAUAUUUGUGUAAAUAACGCAUGGUUGUUGCGCAGACGAGACAGUGAAGUCCUUGGACGGAAAUAUGACCAUUUGAAAGAAUUCAGAGUAAGUUUGGCUUUAUCGUUGCUUAAAACCGAGGAAAAGACCAAAUUUCGAAAAUCUGACUUUGAAAACGAUCAGCCAGCAAAAAAGAUUAGGGUUCCAGUAAUGGCAAGACCAACUGAUGAUAUCAGAUAUGACCAAAUUGGACAUUUUCCCACAUUUACACAAAAAGGAAGAUGUAGGCUGUGUACUAAUGGACAAACCACGGUUUUUUGUCAAAAGUGUAAUGUAAGAUUAUGUUUUGUGCAAGGACAGAAUACGCGCAAUUGUUUUUUAAUAUACCAUGUUAAAGAUGCCUGA
Anthonomus grandis grandis is the source of this 963-nucleotide messenger RNA. Its product is annotated as piggyBac transposable element-derived protein 2-like. Lineage: Eukaryota; Metazoa; Arthropoda; Insecta; Coleoptera; Curculionidae. The transcript has 3 exons. The coding region runs from base 1 to 963 and encodes 320 amino acids. The record is from RefSeq and is a predicted model, not a curated record.